AUGAAGAGAACCAAUUUGGACUUGCAGCAGGAACGUGACAAAUGCUCCUUUAAUGUGCAGGAGUUAACGACUUUAAUCGAUGGUGGCCCGGAGAAAACUGCCGAGCGUAAGGAAAGAGAGGAUGUAAUGUUGAGUAAAAGAGAAGUAUUCGAUAGCGUACCGGAAGAAUAUCUCAGCCACAAAGAGAGAUACGAGAACGCUGUCAGGAAGUCCGUGGUACUUUUUAGUUUGGUACGCAAAAUGCAAGAGGAGGGCAAGACGAGCAUUACUAAUUAUAGAGACGUGGUAGGCGGACUUUUGGGUACAAGUACUUUGAGAGACGGGUCACCUUUGGGUCUGCAUUACAUUAUGUUCAUGCCGGCUAUUUUGAAUCAAGGAAAUGAAGAGCAGCAAGCGAAAUGGCUUUCGCGGGCUUGGAAUUGCAGCAUAAUUGGCAGCUACGCUCAAACUGAACUGGGCCACGGAACGUUUAUCCGUGGUCUGGAGACCACAGCGACCUACGACUCGGCCACCGAGGAGUUCGUGCUGCACAGCCCGACGCUCAGCUCUUACAAAUGGUGGCCCGGCGGACUGGGACACACGGCGAAUUAUUGCAUAGUCGUUGCUCAACUUUACACAAAAGGCCAAUGUCAUGGUAUUCAUUCGUUUAUUGUACAAGUUCGGGACGAAGACACUCACAUGCCGUUGCCUGGAAUGAAAGUAGGAGAAAUUGGCGCGAAACUAGGCCUUAACUCUGUUAAUAAUGGAUUCCUUGGUUUUGAUAAUGUACGGAUACCGAGGAGUCACAUGUUGAUGAAACACGCUCAGGUUUUGAAGGAUGGUACCUACGUAAGAUCCCGUCACAGUAAACUAAAUUAUGGAGCCAUGGUGUUCGUAAGGGUGGUCAUAGUUUUCGAUAUGGUCAAUUAUUUAUCUAAAGCAGUGACUAUCGCAACCAGAUACUCAGCAGUACGGAGACAAUCGCAAUUGAAACAAGGAGAACCCGAAUGCCAGAUCUUGGAUUAUGUGACACAGCAGCACAAAAUUUUCAUCGGGAUAGCCUCUUGCCACGCCUUUCGGAUUACCGCCAACAAACUGUGGAACACUUUCCAUGCCAUCAAUGAGGAGUUGGUUGGUGGAAAUUUGGAGCGUUUGCCGGAAUUGCACGCGCUCGCGUGCUGCCUAAAAGCGAUCACUACGAGCGACGCGGCGGCUUUCGUGGAGCGGUGCCGUCUGGCCUGCGGCGGCCACGGGUACAUGCUCUCGUCCAAUCUGCCCCUGAUGUAUGGCCUCGUCACCGCCGCCUGCACCUACGAGGGUGAGAACACCGUUCUGCUGCUGCAAACCGCUAGAUUUUUAGUAAAGACAUACCAAAAUUUGGAGACGAAUGCCUUGACACCGACCGUGGCUUACCUGAAAUCGGCCAUUGCUAAAUCCCAUGAACGCUGGUCUAACACGGUCGAUGGAAUCAGAGACGGGCUACAAGUUGUUGCAAUGAGAAAAAUUUCGUAUUGUGUGGAAAAUAUCACAAAGAUAGUCAAUAGCGGCAUGUCUUUUGAGGACGCUUGGAAUAGAACCUCUAUACAGUUGGUUGCCGCAGCGGAAGUCCAUUGCCGCGUCAUAGUUAUGACCACAUUUUACGAGGAAGUGGAACUUCUUGCUAAUGCAGUUUCUGCAGAAUUAAAAGAGGUCCUUCAUCAGCUCGUGGAGUUAUAUUCCGUUUAUUGGGCACUGGAAAUGCUCAGCGAUUUGCUACUGUAUACUAAAAUAACGCAAGCGGACGUGGACAAAAUGCGUUUAUGGUAUGAAGAGACCCUGGGCAAAAUUAGAAGAAACGCUGUGGGUUUGGUGGACGCUUUCGACAUACGUGAUGACAUGCUGCAAUCGACGUUGGGCGCGUACGACGGCCGCGUAUACGAACGCUUGAUGGAGGAAGCAGCGAAGAGCCCUCUCAACGCUGAACCCGUCAAUGACACAUUCCACAGAUACCUCAAGCCGUUCAUGCAGGGCAAACUA
Molecule: messenger RNA, 1995 nt
Organism: Iphiclides podalirius (scarce swallowtail)
Lineage: Eukaryota; Metazoa; Arthropoda; Insecta; Lepidoptera; Papilionidae
Source: the annotation of a GenBank genome assembly